AUGGAUUGCCAUAGGAGCGCUCCCAUUCCCAACGUGGACUCCGGUAUGGCUUGCAAGGAUGGCACUGCCUCCUUUCCGAUCAAGAGAAAGCCGGAGGAGGAGGUCCUGUUUGUCUCUUCCAAGCCUGUAAAGAAGUGUCGUGGCAGCAGAGAAUCUCCAGCGGAGGCCCACCGUGUUGUCAACCCGCCUGACAUAUCUAGGGCGGUUCUUCCUAGAGAUUCUCAUCCAAGCAACACCUCUAGUAAUAUCGGCCCGAGCCUCCCAACAAGUCAACCGCUGCAUGAAGCAAGCACCUUCAACCGAGGAGUAUCACUUCCCAGUAUGGAGAACUACGUGUUUCCUCCACCUGAAGACAGAAUCACGAGCCGGACCUCUCGAAGCUCUCCCAUGCUGUCUCCAAAACAACUACCGCAAACGGCGCCUCCAGGCCAAGCUGACACCCACCCAGGCCCCGGAGUCACCUUAACUCCUCCAUCAAAGAUCAACGAUCCUAAAUCCCCAGCGUUUUUCGAUCCAUCUUGGAUGACAUCUGGCAUACCAGUCCAACAGACGCCGAUGAAUCUACAUAUGGCGCCCAGUCAGCCGAUGAUGCCAACAUACAUCCAGCCAUCAGCUCCUGAGCCAUCUGCUGUUGUCCACGACGAGAAGAAAAUGCCGAACAUGUCCGAAACGUCCGCAGACCCAGCGCAGUGUUCCGAGCCGGUCACUCAACGUAGCCAGGAAGUGGGCGUAGAGCAUACCCACAGCAGCCAUCAGUAUCCUUCGCAUGAUGCAGGAAAGCCCGAGUCGAUGCAAACCAUGCAGCCUUCCAGAACACAGAAAGUAUGGCAGCCUGCUCAAAUAGCUCCUCAAACUCCGCCAGGGCCAAUGCCUCGGACACAACCAACACCAUCGCAACAACAUGCAAACAACAGCAAUGGCUAUGCUGGCGCAACUGUGCAGCCACUUCCUCCGAAGCCACCAUGUUUCGCGUGCGAGCAAAUGCGGCAACAGGCUUUGCACAAUAAGACAAGCAUUUACCCCUUUGUUGGAAAUGCCUCUCAUAUGCACCAUGGCUGGCAUGGCCCUGACGUCUCUCAUCUGAGCCAUCCCGCUCACAUUCAGCCUGCGCCAUUCUCGACUUCUGGUUUCGGUGUGAGUCCUGAUGUAUCUCAGGGCCAUUUGCAGAGGCCACAACAUCUCUACCACGGACAAGUUCCGAUGGGAUACGGCAUGGCACACGUUUCAGCCCAAGUCCCGUAUUCUCCUCCAGUGCAGAGAGCGUUUCCGGUAGCAGACAUGGGCGCGAGUGACUCUGUCCAAGGGGUGCCUGCUCACAAGAUCAAUCAUACUCCACAGCUGAACAUGUCACCUGGGCCAGCCACCAUGUCUCAGACAGAACGUGCUCAGCUCACCCAAGGCCAGUGUACUCCGUCUCAGCCACUGCCACCAACACCUCCAAACUCGACGGUAGCCCCUUCCCCUGCUCCACCAGCAGCUCCAACAUCUCGACCGCCGACUCCUUCGCCCCCGGAGAAGCACUCGCCGAAUCUCAUCGUCGACAUCGCUGAGACGUGCGAAGCGAUAUUCCCAUGGGAUGAGGUUGCCGAGAGACACAAUGUGCCCCGUCAGAAAGUUGUCGACACAUUUGCGGCCAUCAUCCAGCUGCCUUUGAUUCGUUGUACAACCGACAAGAAACGACACGGGAGGCUGGCGACUAACAGGCUGAAGGAUUUCACGAGGGGGAAAAACGCCAUGAACAUCUCUUCCCCGGCAUCUGCGGCCACUUCUUCUGCGUCUGCCAAGUCGGAUCCUAAUGAUAAGCUUGACAAGAGACCAGUUCUUCCAAGCGUCAUGGAGCUGGCCAACUCGAUGGCACCGGUCGGGCUCCCCUCGACUCUCACAAAGAAGUAUCCGGGGACGUGGUGA
Molecule: messenger RNA, 1908 nt
Organism: Diaporthe amygdali
Lineage: Eukaryota; Fungi; Ascomycota; Sordariomycetes; Diaporthales; Diaporthaceae
Exons: 1
Coding region: 1-1908 (635 amino acids)
Source: RefSeq, a predicted model, not a curated record